Molecule: messenger RNA, 902 nt
Organism: Drosophila willistoni
Lineage: Eukaryota; Metazoa; Arthropoda; Insecta; Diptera; Drosophilidae
Gene: zuc
Product: mitochondrial cardiolipin hydrolase
Exons: 1
Coding region: 77-838 (253 amino acids)
Biological process (GO): piRNA processing
Cellular component (GO): mitochondrion
Molecular function (GO): RNA endonuclease activity producing 5'-phosphomonoesters, hydrolytic mechanism
Source: RefSeq, a predicted model, not a curated record
AUUUAUCUCAAUCUAAUUGUCAUAGGCGCUAAAUACAAUUUUUGACAAGUGAUAAAGAAUAUUGGAUAUAAACGAUAUGAAUUUCCCAGAAAUUAUUGCUCUUAUGAAAAGCCAUCCCAUUGCGACGGUAGUUACUAUUGGUGUAGCAUCCGAGGUAAUUUGGAGAACAUAUAUUUACCUACGCAAAAAUGCAUUCACACCGAAACGAAAAGUACACGAGGUUCUUUUUUUCAAUGAAAAAGGAGGAAGUUGUUUAGCGGAACAUCUAAAAAGCUCAAAUAAGAAGCCCAGGCCCACGAAAUUUCCAGAUUCUGAAUGCCCCAAUGAAUUCUGCACCUCAAAACACUCGAACCGCAUUGCUUAUGAGAUGGAUCAAGCGCAGUAUUCCAUAGAUUUGGCCAUUUACACUUUAACUUCCGUCACCCUUAUAGAAGCUAUAAGUCGGUCAUUGGAACGAGGUGUUAUCGUUAGACUUAUCAGCGACCAUGAAAUGGUGGACUCGACGGGUUCACAGAUUCGUACCAUGGUCGGUUCCCGUAUCCCAGUGCGUUGCCCUGAUACCAACAGCAUGAUGCAUCACAAGUUCUGUGUCAUUGAUGGAGAAGCUCGUGUUAAUGAAAUUAUAGAACUUAAGAAGCGAAAACAUGUGCGUCCCUAUAACAGCAUUCUGAUAAGUGGAUCGGUUAACUGGACCAGACAGGGACUCGGAGGCAACUGGGAGAACUGCAUCAUUACCUCUGAUAAAGUACUGACCAAAUCGUUUCAAGCGGAGUUUCGUCGCAUGUGGAAUGCAUUUAAAUCGACAGCUAAUACAGUAUCUGCACAAAAAAAAAAUUGAAUGAAUAAACGCAAUCUAAACAACUUACUUAAAUAAGGUUCUAUAAUAAAAUUGAUGCAAUUUA